Episyrphus balteatus (marmalade hoverfly) is the source of this 2014-nucleotide messenger RNA. It is a transcript of the gene MFS9, whose product is annotated as sialin. The transcript is spliced from 8 exons. Gene Ontology annotation, cellular component: plasma membrane. Lineage: Eukaryota; Metazoa; Arthropoda; Insecta; Diptera; Syrphidae. Gene Ontology annotation, molecular function: transmembrane transporter activity. Gene Ontology annotation, biological process: monoatomic anion transport; transmembrane transport. The coding region runs from base 464 to 1981 and encodes 505 amino acids. The record is from RefSeq and is a predicted model, not a curated record.
ACCUAUGGCAAUCUCAGUUAAGCUCAGUUGAGUCUUGAUAAGUGCGGUGCACAGUUGAUAUCGCGCCGCUUAGCAAACCGCAUAAUGGAAAGUCUUAUUUAGAAACAUGAAUUAAAGAGUGAAUGCAAACUUAACUGGAGGCUUAUGGUUAUUUUUUUUUAUUUUGCAUCAACAUUAGAGUGAAAGUGUUUAGUUUUCUCAUAGAAAUUUCAUUGCAAAUUGUUUGAUUUUAGUGAAGUGACAGUUUAAACAAAAGAUUAAUCAAAUUUUUUGUUAAUGUGAAAGAGAUAUUACCAAUUUUGGAUGCAAAUUUUGCCAGCAAAGCAAUCGAAUUCAAAGAAAUAAAAACAAAAAAAAAGGGGCAACUUUAAUAGCCUUAACUGGUUUUGGAUACAUUGUUGAACGAAAAAAGGGAAUGUUUGCUUGAGUUUAUUAACUUUCGAAAAAGCCAGCUCUAAUUAAGAUGACAGUUGUGUAUGAUAAGGAAAAGCAGAAUGGUCGUCAAGCGGAUCUCAAGGCCAUUGAUAGCAGCAAUAUUGAGGAAGCUGAACCAUUAACAUGGCGAUUUUGGAGGAAACGUCGUUACAUUGUUGUCCUUAUGGCAUUUUUUGGCUUUUUCAAUGUCUACUCGUUGCGUGUGAAUUUGAGUGUUGCCAUUGUUGCAAUGACAGAAAAUCGAACAAUGGUCGCUGAAAAUGGUUCGAUUUAUUAUGAACAAGAUUUUCCAUGGGAUUCCAAACAAAAAGGUUUAAUAUUGAGUUCGUUCUUCUAUGGGUACAUUUUGACACAGUUUUUGGGUGGACUUAUCGGAGGCCGGAUCGGGGGAAAUCUUGUUUUUGGUAUCGGAAUUGGUAGCACAGCGAUUUUAACCUUGCUAACACCUUUAGCUGCCACACACAGUCUUGGAAUGUUCUUAGCUGUCAGAAUUGUUGAAGGUAUCUUCGAGGGUGUAACGUUCCCCUGCAUCCAUGCGGUCUGGUCCCGUUGGUCACCACCUUUAGAACGAUCUCGAAUGGCUUCAAUAGCUUUUGCUGGAAAUUAUGCUGGUACCGUUGUUGCAAUGCCUCUGUCUGGUAUAUUUGCCACGAAAUACGGCUGGGAAAGUGUAUUUUACAUUUUCGGAACUAUUGGAUGCAUUUGGUUUGUACUUUGGGUGUUAAUUGUCAAAGAAGGUCCCGAGAAAGAUCCUCAUUGUUCGAUGGAAGAAAGAGAGUUUAUUGAGAAGAAACUUGGAACUACUGGACGGAAUAAAGUCAAACAUCCCUGGAAGGAAAUUUUCACUUCGCCACCAUUUUAUGCGAUAGUUGCUUCACAUUUCUCCGAAAACUGGGGAUUCUAUACAUUAUUGACACAGUUACCAACUUUUCUAAGAGACGCUUUGAACUUCAAUUUGGAUAAGACUGGAUUUCUAUCAGCUGUACCGUACUUGGCCAUGGGAAUUUUGCUAGGCGUUUCAGGAUAUCUUGCAGAUUGGGUUCAAGUUAAAGGAUAUUUGACCACGACUCAAGUUCGUCGAUACUUCAAUUGUGGUGCUUUUCUAGCACAAACACUAUUCAUGAUUUUGACAGCCUAUUUCCCUGAUCCUUUAUGGAGUGUUGUGUACAUAACCAUCGCAGUGGGAUUAGGAGCCUUUGCUUGGUCUGGAUUUGCAGUGAAUCACUUAGAUAUUGCCCCACAACACGCUAGUGUUUUAAUGGGUAUUGGUAAUACUUUUGCAACAAUUCCUGGAAUUGUCAGUCCUCUUCUAACAGGCUACAUUGUACAAGAACAGAGUACCGAUGAAUGGCGUAUAGUAUUUUUCAUUUCUGCAGGAAUUUACUGUGUUGGUUGUAUUAUUUACUGGCUAUUUGCUUCUGGUGAGUUACAAGAUUGGGCCAAAACUCCGGAACAAUUAGCUGCUGAAGCUGAAGCUAGAGCAGUAUUGAGAGCAGAACAACCAGUUGUUGGUUAUACAAAUGAGGCUGUGGAAAUAAAAGAAUAAAGAAGGGUAAACUUGCCAAUUUUUAUAGAUUUA